This is a messenger RNA of Aaosphaeria arxii CBS 175.79, 2130 nucleotides long. RefSeq lists its product as uncharacterized. The coding region runs from base 188 to 1804 and encodes 538 amino acids. The transcript has a single exon. The record is from RefSeq and is a predicted model, not a curated record. Gene Ontology annotation, molecular function: protein binding. Lineage: Eukaryota; Fungi; Ascomycota; Dothideomycetes; Pleosporales.
CACCAACCCUAAUGCGAGCAGAUACACCACAUCUCUUUAGUAGUAGUUCGGUUUAUUGUGUAUAUCCUUGUCCAUCAGUCAUUUAUAUCCACUAGAUGAAUUGAAGCCUUACAAGCUACACAAUUACAUCUAGCUUCCGGGUCCCCCACCAAGUGAAAUCUUCGAAUGCCAGUCUCUCUACCUCGUAAUGGCUCGAAGAUCCAGGUUAGAUAAGAGUGAUACCAGUGCAGCUGGGCCUGCUAUCGCGAGCAACGAUGAAUUUCCACCUUUGCCAUCGCAGGUAGUGAUCACCAAACCUUGGGAGGAUGACGCCUCUGAGCCACCAAUGGUUGAGGCCACUCUUGAUGGGCUUCCAACGGAACUACUACUAAAUAUCAUUGAAAAUCUACCGGCUCUGAACCUCAAAGAUUUCCAACUUGCAACCCUUCUUAGUCUGUCACAAACGAACCGCCACUUCUAUCAUUUGGUACAGCCGUCACUCUAUGCUGGAUAUAACAGCUUCUUCUGUAACCCUUACUUGUUUCUGCGAACGGUAAUGUCGAACCCUGUAGCAGCGCAGAGGGUCCGUAACCUCAACUUGAAUUAUGGGACUGGUGUCCACGAGGACCGAAAGCAAUACCAUCCAACCCUGGAAGACAAAAGGACACUCAAAGGCGGAUUCAGGGGUUUGGGCCUGCUAGAUUGGAAGACUUGGGCGACUGAAUGCAACGAGGAUGGUGUGGAACAGGAAAUACUAUACGCCGCUAUCUUGAUGCACACGCCAAACGUCACAAGCAUAACAGUAGACGAUGGAAAAACACCUUAUCAAACUCCGAAGUGGAUUGAGCUGAUGGGCCAUGCAUUAUCAGGCCGCUCUUUCGAAGGCAUGCACAAGUUCCCGCAUCUUCGCUCAGUCUCAAUUGAUCUGGGCGGACUGCGGCUACGCCAACUGUCCACCUUGUUUCGAGUACCUUCCCUUCAACAGCUUAAAUUAAUCGGCUUGGUGGAGACUGCUAAGCCAGCUGGUGAAAAGAAGGUUCUGAAAUGGCCCAUUGCUAAUGGAUCAUCCCACAUCACGCAGCUCAUUCUCCAUGAUUGCUGGCUUGAAACAGGCGUUUUGACAUUGUUGGUCAACAGUUGUCGUGCACUAGAGCAUUUACACUACACUCACCGGGACGAGAGAUGUUUCUACCAGAACGGACGGAUGUGGUGGGAUCAGGAAGGUGGCGCCGAUGAGUCCCUUCAUUUCGAUUCUGUCUUUGAUUUAAGAUCACUUAGCGACUCACUUACUCGACAUCGUAAAUCUCUCAGGAAAUUACACCUUGAUAGCGAAGACCAUAUGACCAGCGGUCGCUUACACGGGCUACGAGACUUUCCGAAACUGGAGGACGUCCGAAUAUCAAUCAGUGGCUUGAUAGAUAUCUCGCUAAGUGCUCUGAAACGAAUCGCCACAGUGCAGCCUGAUUCAUUGAUCGAGAACUUACCGCCGUCUCUCUCCGAGCUUGUACUUGAGAUGAACUGGAUUGAAAAGAACAAGAGGCUCGCGAGUGGUCGUGCGGUGGAGUAUCUUGCGGCCAACUGCUUGGAAAUGCUUCCCUUGUUGAAGAGGGUGUCGAUCCUCUGUGACGUUGCGCCGUUUGAGGCUGCUUUUAAGCGCGUACCAACUUUGUUUUCAGAGGCUGGUGUAGUGUUUCGGGCGAGCUUCAAGGAUGUGAAAUACCAGCGUGGAAUUGUCGAGGAAGACUCCGAUGAUACUUCUGAUGAGAGUAUCGAACUGAGUGAGUUUGAGUCUGAAUCUGAAUCUGAAGGAUCUGGUUCCGAAUAAAAUGAGUAUCUUGACAUGAUGCCCAAGGCAUGAGAUCAAGACCCGUAAUGAUUAGAGCAUCAUCCAUGCGAAUAGAGUGUGUAUGGUUUUCACAAUAUUGAAAUACAGGCAGCAAGUAUGUAAUGGUCGAAUUUCGCAUAAAGUUUCAUUUUCUAGUAGUUUCCACUUCUCUCAAUCACAAAACCCCACCAGUGGCGCGGAGUUUUGCUGACAAGCUUGAGCGAUUGCAAGCUCGUACGACUUCACGGCCACAUUGUAUUGCUUGACGGAAUAUAUGGUUGAGAGAACACCAAAUAAGAUCGUUAAAAAGAACACACCAAAGAUAG